Cornus florida is the source of this 2244-nucleotide messenger RNA. RefSeq lists its product as uncharacterized. Bases 1 to 2040 code for a protein of 679 amino acids. The transcript has 4 exons. The record is from RefSeq and is a predicted model, not a curated record. NCBI's taxonomy places the organism in Eukaryota, Viridiplantae, Streptophyta, Magnoliopsida, Cornales, Cornaceae.
AUGAACAAAUUUGUGACAAGAGGGUUGCCACCAUCUCUAAGAAGAGAUGAUGGCUCUUCAAAGAUAAGUGAUGUAGAGAUCAACCUUGAGGAUCUAGCUGCAGAUCCUGGACUACGAACUCCGAUAUUGAAUUACCAUCCCGAUAUUCGAGAUCAAAUUCGAAGAGCAUAUUUACUAAAGGGUCCUUGCCAACCUAAAAAAUAUCAUUUUCCUUAUAAGAGUUAUGGGCAAUGCUUACGACGAUUCAACCCAGCAUGGUUUGAUGCCUUUUCUACUUGGUUAGAAUAUAGCAAAGAUAAAGAUGAAGCAUAUUGUCUAUGUUGUUAUCUUUUUAAACCAAAAAUCGGAGAACAAUCGGGUGGUGAUACCUUCGUAAGUGAAGGAUUUUCUAAUUGGAAGAAGGGUUUGGAAAAACUACAAAGCCACAUUGGAGGUCCAAAAAGUGCCCACAACCAAUGUUCGAGUAUGUGCCAAGCAUUAAUGAAACAAAAACAACACAUUCAAUCAAUUUUCUUCAAGCAAUCAGAGAAGACACGAAUUGCAUAUCGAACACGAUUGAUUGCAUCAAUUGAUUGUGUUCGACAUCUUUUGCGACAAGGUCUUGCAUUUCGUGGUGACGAUGAAACCGAGGAUUCAAGCAACCAAGGGAAUUUUCUCGAGACAUUGCGAUUUCUUGCGAAUCAUAAUGAAGACAUUAAUGCGGUUACAUUGCAAAAUGCUCCUGAAAAUCACAAAUUAACGGCACCUAAGAUCCAAAAGGACAUUGUUAAUGCCAUUGCAUUGGAGACUCUCAAUGUUAUUAUCGGAGAUAUUGGUGAUGCUUUUUUUUCUAUUCUAAUUGAUGAAUCUCAGGACAUAUCAACAAAGGAGCAAAUGGCUUGUGUUUUACGGUAUGUGGACAAGAAUGGGCAUGUAGUUGAACGUUUUGUGGGUCUAGUGCAUCUUUCUGAUACCACUUCCAUCUCACUCAAGAAGGCGAUUGAUGCUUUAUUUUCUAGACAUGGGUUGAGCAUUUCUAGAUUACGAGGGCAAGGUUAUGAUGGGGCUAGUAAUAUGCGAGUUGGUGGUUCAUGUAAACGUUGUGAUAUUCUUCGAGAGAAGCAAGCUUCUAUAGUUACCGAGGCACUUAACAAUGGUGAGCUUUCAAGUGGGCAAGGCCUAAAUCAAAACACUUCUCUUAAACGAGCUAGUGAUACACGUUGGGGUUCACAUUAUGACACUUUGAUUAGCGUGACUAUUAUGUUUUCAGCUAUUGUUACUGUACUUGAGACACUUGCAGAGGAUGGGUCAUCAGGAAAAAAAGCACUUCAAAGGAAAGAUCAAGAUAUUGUGGUUGCUAUGUCCUUGGUCAAAUUAAGUAAGGUCCAAUUACAAAGGAUGAGGGAAAGUGGAUGGGAUUCUUUACUCAACGAAGUUUCUUCUUUUUGUGUGAAACAUGACAUUGCUAUUCCUAAUAUGGAUGAUACAUCAAACUUGCAUCAUUAUCGUGUUGAUUUGUUUUAUUCCAUCAUAGAUAUGCAACUUCAAGAGUUAACUAGUCGUUUUUCUGAAAUGAGUUCCGAGUUGUUGCUUUGUGUGGCUUGUUUGUGUCCGGAUGAUUCAUUUUGUGCUUUUGAAAAGCAAAAACUAAUCCGCCUUGCUCAAUUUUAUCCCAAAGAAUUUUCUUCACAUGCUCUCAUGAGACUUAGUGAUCAACUUGAGAAUUAUAUUGCGGAUAUGCGUUCUAAUUGCGAGUUUGAAGGAUUAAAAGGGAUUGGUGACCUUGCGAAAAAAAUGGUGGAAACCAAAAGAGACAAGGUACAUUCACUAGUUUAUUUGCUUGUGACAUUAGCGUUGAUCCUACCAGUUGCAACUGCUAGUGUAGAGAGGGCAUUUUCUGCUAUGAAUAUCGUAAAGAACCGAUUGCGCAACAAAAUGGGAGAUGAAUGGAUGAGUGAUAGCUUGAUAGUAUAUAUUGAAAAGGAGAUAUCUAGUGGCAUGGAUAAUGAAGUUAUCAUACAACGUUUUCAAAAUAUGAAAAGUCGUCGGGGACAAUUGUGAAUGUGCUCAAUGAUUCAAUGAACAAAAAAAAUAUUUUUGCUUAUUAUGAUGAUCUGAAUUGUAAAUGUGUUCAAUGGGAUCCUUUUGUUGUUUUUGGGACGCGUUCCCCUUUUGAACGCCUUUAAUGAAUUUGCUUAAUUAUUAAAAAAAAAAAAAAAAAUUGUUAUUAAAAGGACGCCCCCCUGACAUAAUUUUCCGGGUCCG